UUACGCCAUUGAAUUUGUCAAUGACACAGAUUUAGGCUGUCACGUGUAUGAACAGAUGGGCAUUCUCUCGUAUAUAUUCUUUCUUUUCUCUCUUCUUCUUCUUUACUCUCUACCCAUCUAUCUUUUUUAAAAAAAUGUCACAACAAAUCCCUACUUUAAAACUUUUACUCAUUGGUAACUCCAAUGUGGGUAAAAGCUCUCUACUUUUAAGAUUCACAGAUGACACCUUUUUACCUCAAGAAGAAGUUUCUGCUACUAUCGGUGUCGAUUUCAAAGUGAGCAUGAUGGAGGUGAAUGGAAAAAUGUACAAGUUGACUAUUUGGGAUACGGCUGGACAAGAAAGAUUUCGUACUUUGACCUCUUCUUACUACAGAGGAGCUCAAGGUGUAAUUUUAGUGUAUGAUGUCAGUAAUCGAGAUACUUUUGACGCAUUAAAUACGUGGUGGAACGAAGUGAAUACCUACUGCUCUAGUCCUGAUGUAGUAAAGAUGAUUGUUGGUAACAAAGUAGACAAGGAAUCUUCUAGAGUGGUCACAUAUGAAGAAGGAGCCAAUUUUGCAAGAAAACUAUCUACAUUAUUCGUUGAAUGUAGUGCUAAAACAAAGGUUGGAGUCAAGCAAGCGUUUGAAGAACUCGUUGAAAAGAUUAUUGAAACACCAAGCUUAUGGCAGAAAGAUUCUGCACCCAACUCUACUGUUAGAAUGACUGAUGAUAAUAAACAACAAGGUCCCGCUGAUUCUUGUGCUUGUUGAGCAUAGUAUUUCAUUCUCUUUAAUUCAUAUAAACAAUUUUACUUUUUUUUUGUCGGAGAUAUAAUUCCUGUGAUUUUAAUGCAGACAUCAUUUGGACUGAAACGGAAACAUAUAUUUUCUCUCCUACUGUUUUAUUUU
This is a messenger RNA of Mucor mucedo, 890 nucleotides long. RefSeq names its product P-loop containing nucleoside triphosphate hydrolase protein. The record is from RefSeq and is a predicted model, not a curated record. NCBI's taxonomy places the organism in Eukaryota, Fungi, Mucoromycota, Mucoromycetes, Mucorales, Mucoraceae. The transcript has 6 exons. The coding region runs from base 48 to 752 and encodes 234 amino acids. Gene Ontology annotation, molecular function: GTPase activity; GTP binding.